Molecule: messenger RNA, 2359 nt
Organism: Closterium sp. Naga37s-1
Lineage: Eukaryota; Viridiplantae; Streptophyta; Zygnematophyceae; Desmidiales; Closteriaceae
Source: the annotation of a GenBank genome assembly
CCAAUACUCUCACUUUGUCUUUGCCCUUUCUUGUUUGCCAUGCGAUUCUCUCUUCCCUGUUUCUGCUCCCCCUCCCCUCCCUAUCAGCCUGCCUCGCCCCACAACCCACCAUCACCAGCCUCUCGCCACUCCCAACGGCUCACCAGUCACGAGCCUGUUCGGUCGCUCUUCCCCCCUCGCUCCAUCCCCAGCAGGUGUCUCAGCUAGCCCCCAUUCUCCCCUUCCCCUCCCCCCCCCCCCCCCCUUUCUCUUCCCUCCCCUCUCCUCCCCUCCCCUCCCCCUCCCCCUCCCCCUCCCCUCCCCUCCCCUCCCCUCCCCACCCUCUCAGCUCGCCACUCCCAACGGCUCACCAGGGAAGGGGAGAGGCGGUCAGAGGGGUAGCGGAGCCGGGGCAGCGGAAACAAAUAGGGAGAGUGCGGAAGUGGUUUGUGAAGUGGGGAAGAGGGGAAAGAGGAAGGAGAUUGGAGGAAUGGAUGGGUGUGUGACGGUGGGAGCAUGGGCGGAUGCACAUGCAGCAGCGGUGACAGGAGUGGUGGUGGUGGUGCGAGGCAGGGGACUAGCAGCGCUCUACUCCUGCUCCCAGGCCUCGCGCACUGACCCCUCCUCACUUCGUCGCCCGCCACGGCCUUGCUCAGAUACCCUGGCGUGUCAUGCCAUUGCCAUACCCGGCUAUUCCCCUCUCCCAUCCCUCCCACCAUCCCCUCGCUCCCAGGACUUUGUCAAGUCAGUGGGGAGUGCUUCCUCGCGCACUGACCCCUCUGACUUUGUUGGUUGUCACGGCCUUGCCUGCUCACCCAAUCGCCUCCUCAUCGCAACGGUUCGGGACAUGGCUCAGCAUUUGAAGAAUGACAUGUACACCAAGUCGUUCAAAGCAGCAGUGCAGCUGUUCUGGAUAGCAGGCCAACGACUCAACCCCACCACCUCUCCUGCUGCUGCCCCGGCUGCCGCCCCUUCUGCCUCUGCUGCUUCUCCAAUGCACACAAUCACCUCUCCCAACCCUCCACCUGAGCCCCUUAUCUCCCACCUGCUGCGCUGCUGGGGCGUGCCAAGGAGAGGCAAGGGGGCGACAGCAAGGCGAGCGCGGGAGAUGGUGGCAUGGGAGCAGGCACUCCGCUCCUCCCUUUGCCGCCUGCUCAACAGUGGCUGUUUCUGCUGCCCCUCCUCCUGCUGCUGCUCCUGCUCCUGCACACGCCUUCAGCUGCGCCCGUCGCCCUUUCUCCUCUGGGACCUCCUCGCCUCUCUUCUCAGCCUCGCCAAGCAAGCUGCCUCGCUUCCUACCACUGCAGCUGCAGCCAGUUCCACCACCCCUUCCUCCUCCACCGUCCUGCCAUCUGCCAGCCUGACUGCCUCGCUCUGCUCGCCCCUCUCCCUCCUCAUCUCUCUCCUACUCUCCGAGCUCGUUUGGCAGCAGGGCACGCAGGAGGGAGAGGAGGAGCAGUUACGAGUUGGUGUGGGACGGUGGAGCCAGGUGCAGCAGGUGCAGGAGGGGUUGAGAAGGAUGCAGAAGGAAUUGCAGCAACGGUUGGCUUUGUCUGUUAUGGUCACUGCUGCCUUGUGUCACGGCGAGGAAAGAGGGAAUGAGAUGGAAGGGGCAGAGAGAAACGAGGUAGGAGGGGGAGAGGUAGCAGGAAGGGAGGCAGCCGGGGGAGAAGCGGCAGCAGGGGCUAACAAAGCAGCAAAGGGAUGCAUGGUGCAAGCAGCAAUCGAUUCGUGCCAGUGGGUGCUCUCUCAAACCACGCACACUACUACCACUGCCGCCGCUGCUGCUACUGGUGGUGGUGAUGCUAGCAGUGUAGGCCUGAAUAAGGCCACACAGGAGCAGACGGCAACGGAACCAACUGUCCUAGUGCAUCCCCUUCUCACAGCCUGUGCACAUGCAUUUGCACACUGGUCUGGAAUCACAACCCCUGCCACUCUCCCCACCCCUCACCAUAUCCCCCUCUGCCCGGUCACACUAAAGCCAAUUGAGGCCACCCAGCCAGCGUGGCAUUGUUUGUCCUGUAGCCGCUGGAUCUCCCCCGAAGGCAUGCACUGCCUGGACGCUUGCCGCCCGCUCUUCCUGCCCCCGGGCAGCCAAAACUUCUGGGUCCGGGCAGAGGCAUGGGCGGAGCGUUUAAAGGAAGCCACCGAACGAACAGAGGCAGCUGAAGCCUCUGGAAUAUCAGGUGAAGCAGCAGCGAAUCAGCUAUUGCCUGCUUGUAUGCGUGAAAUGGAAGCUACAGGGGAAGGGAAGUGGGUGAGAGGAGAGGAGGUAACAGCAGCAGCAGCAGCCACCACCACCAUGCCUGUUUGCCCGUACUGUGGGGUGCAAGUUGUUGCACCCACUUCAUGCACACUGCUGUCUCCCUCGCUUGUAUGA